GGCGACGGAAGCAACAAUAGCUGACUGCAUGCGCGCGCGCGUGUAUGUGUGUGUGUGUGUGUGUGAUCGGAUCAACUGACCGAUAGGAGUUGGAUCAGGAUGGCCUUUCAGAACAAGAAAAGCAGCGCGAGACCCGCGGGUGACCGUCUCAUCAUCAAAGGAGGAAAGGUAGUCAAUGACGACCAGUCAUUCUACGCUGAUGUCUUCAUUGAAGACGGAACCAUCAAACAGAUUGGAGAAAACAUGAUCAUCCCUCCUGGAGUGAAAACGGUGGAUGCAUAUGGUCAGCUGGUGAUCCCUGGAGGAAUCGACGCCAACACCAACCUGCAUGCUCCGCAGAAAGGCCUGAACCCGGCCGACGACUUCUACCACGGAACCAGAGCAGCCUUAUCUGGAGGAACCACCACCAUCAUCGACCAUGUCCUGGUGGAACCCGGAACUAGUUUACUGUCAGCGUUUGAUCAGUGGAAGGAGACGGCAGAGCAGAUGGCAUGCUGUGACUUUUCCCUCCAUCUGGACAUCACGCGCUGGCAUGAUGGGCUGUUUGAGGAACUGGAGACACUCAUCAAGGACAAAGGUGUGAACUCUUUCCUCUUUUUCAUGGCCUACAAAGACAAAUACCAGAGUUCUGACUCUCAGCUCUACGAGGCGUUUGGGAUCCUUCGGGAUCUUGGAGCUAUUGCUCAGAUCCAUGCUGAAAAUGGUGACAUCAUUGAUGAGGAACAGAAGAAGAUUCUGAGUCUUGGCAUCACUGGACCUGAAGGACACGUGUUAUCUCAUCCUGAAGUGGUGGAGACGGAGGCGGUGUACCGGGCCAUCACCAUUGCCAAACAAGCCAACUGUCCACUAUAUGUUACCAAGGUGAUGAGCAAGUCUGCUGCUGAUGUCAUUGCCAAAGCCAGGAAGAAAGGUAUGGUAAUUUAUGGAGAGCCUAUCACAGCCGGUCUGGCCACUGAUGGCUCUCAUUAUUGGGCCAAAGACUGGGCCAUGGCUGCUGCCUUUGUCAUGAGCCCACCCCUCAACCCAGAUCCUUCUACCCCGCAGUAUUUUACAUCUCUGUUGGCAUGUGGAGACCUCCAGGUGGCAUCCAGUGCUCAGGCGGGCUUCUCCACUGCCCAGAAAGCUGUCGGGAAAGACGACUUCACUUUGAUCCCAGAGGGAACCAACGGCAUUGAGGAGAGGAUGUCGGUGGUCUGGGACAGAGCUGUGUCUACUGGGAAAAUGGAUGAGAACCAGUUUGUGGCAGUAACCAGCACCAACGCUGCCAAAGUCUUCAACAUUUACCCACGUAAAGGACGGAUCGCUGUUGGAUCUGAUGCUGAUGUUGUCAUCUGGAACCCAAAGGAGACACGGACCAUUUCUGCAAAGACUCACAACUUGACUGUGGAAGUGAACAUUUUUGAAGGUCUGGAGUUUCGAGGCAUUCCAUCUGUGGUCAUCAGUGGGGGUCGAGUCAUUUUGGAGGAAGGGAAACUCAGCGUGACUGAAGGUUCAGGUCGCUUCAUCCCCAGAAAAGCUUUCCCCGACACCGUGUACAAAAGGAUAAAAGCCCGCAGCAAAAUGGCGGAGGCUCGCGGCGUCCCCCGUGGAAACUAUGAUGGUCCAGUUCAUGAUGUCAUCUGUAUGACAAAGUCUGUCCCACCUACCCCAACCACCAGGGGGCCUACCUGUCCAAAAACACAGACUGGCCCACGAAACCUCCACCAAUCAGGAUUUACUCUGGCAGGGGCUCAGAUUGAUGACCACAUUCCUCGUCGAUCUGCUCAGAGGAUUGUGGCGCCCCCUGGAGGACGAUCCAACAUUACAUCAUUAUCUUAAAACGGGACGAUUUCAACUGUGUCAUUAAAGUAUUAAAAAGUCUCCGUUACUGCAAGACACAGCCACGUCCUACCACAACUACAUUUAUUACUACAUUGUUUAACUUCAGAAGCAGUAGAACUUCAUAUAGCCCACAGCUGUAGGUAUGUAGCUCCCCUUAAUUCAUUUAAUUCAUUUAACUCUCCAAUUUCAGUAGAAGAACCUCUUCUGCAACAUAAAAACCUGGUAACAGUAGUACUGGAAUUGUUAUGGAACUCUCAAACCAACUUCAGCGCUCAGUCCUGAAAUAAAAUUAGUCACUUGACCCUACUCCUCCACCUGCUACAACCUUACAGCUGCUACUGAUACACAAAGCAAUUUUGAAAAAAAAACUAAACAAUAGUGUUAACCUAAACCAGAUACCACUGCAACCUGUUUGCAAGGUCCUGUUAUGCUGUGAUACCUCAAUACCUUCCUACAAUCAUACUGCCAUGGACUACUACUACUAACUGCACCAGGAGUAAACCCAAAAACCAUUCUUAAAAUUU
This is a messenger RNA of Melanotaenia boesemani (Boeseman's rainbowfish), 2345 nucleotides long. It is a transcript of the gene dpysl4, whose product is annotated as dihydropyrimidinase like 4. The transcript is spliced from 15 exons. The record is from RefSeq and is a predicted model, not a curated record. Lineage: Eukaryota; Metazoa; Chordata; Actinopteri; Atheriniformes; Melanotaeniidae. Gene Ontology annotation, molecular function: hydrolase activity, acting on carbon-nitrogen (but not peptide) bonds, in cyclic amides. The coding region runs from base 100 to 1818 and encodes 572 amino acids. Gene Ontology annotation, cellular component: cytosol; cytoplasm.